AUGGCUCGGAUUUGGAGGGAACACAAAACACCGGAUGGAUCGAAUUAUUACUAUAAUAUCAAGACUAAACAAACUACGAGAGAGCGUCCUGCGGACUUUUUAGAUCAAGAGCCGGAAAACAGAAAAAAAAGAUUGCCUGGAAGUCAACGAUCUGUUCUUUUCACCUUUGAACUUAUUGAUGGUUGGAAACUCGUUUUAUGCCAAGAUGGGUCAAAACAUUACACACACAAUGAAAAUGAAAAAUUAUUUGACGAUGUGGAUAACGAAAGCUGCAAACAGGUUCUGGCUCAAUUGGAUGAAGAAAAACUAAAACGACUGGCAGAUCUUGCAAGGAGCCAGAAGAACGGUAGCACACAGUUGUAUGAGGACAUUUCCAAUGACAUAGCCAGGAUCAAAAGUCUACCAGAAGAAGCCGCUGUUGAAAACGAGGACGAACCGGAAUUCUCCUUUUCGGACUCGGACGCAAGUGCAGAAGAGAAUGUGGUUACCGGCUACGGUACUUCAGAUGACGAAAGCGAAGACAAUGAUGGCACGAAUGGCAGCGAUGACAAUGACAGCGGCGAACGUGCAAGUAGUAAAACCACGGAGUCUGAAAAUAAAAUCAUUUUCAAAAAGUUGUUGGAAUCUUACUCAUUGGAUCCGUUUUCAACGUGGAGAAUACAGUCCAGAAAGCUUCAAGACGAUCCCAGAUUUUACAGAAUCAGCAAAGAUUCAACAAGAGAACAGUAUUUUGAAGAAUGGUGUGCCGAACAGUGCAAUAACGGGAAUGUCACAGAGAACAUCAUAGACGCUUUGGACGAAAGCAACAUCGAAUCGGAAUCAGAGCUGGACUCUGACACGCUGGAACCCACAAAAUACCAUUACCUGUCACACAUAGUGUCCAAAUCCGCCAUACAACCGACGACUUUGGCCAAAGACAUCAGAGCUGAACAAAAGGGACUUUUCAAGCAAUUCAAGAUCAAAAGCACUUUGGAUGGGAAAUCACAAGUAGCUUUCAUCUCUAAGCUCCUUUUUUAUUAUAAGAAACUGGAUGAUAGUCAAAGAAUAAACGUUUUCGAAAAGUUUUUGAAAGACAAGGCAAGAUCGAUAAAACGCGGACUUCGAAACCACGACAGGUUACGCGAGAUUUUGGACAGCAGUCUGCCAGACGAAGCGUUUACCAUCGAGACGCAACUGCUGGAAAUGGAGGAUUGCAUAGACAUCCACGGUCUAAAUCGAUCGUUGCAAGACGAUAUAGAAUACUACGUCCUGGGUUUGAAACCCAAGACGAUUGCAAUGAGGGCAUGGUUUAAAAAAGAGCUAGAUGUAUCGUCAUAA
This is a messenger RNA of Lachancea sp. 'fantastica', 1317 nucleotides long. NCBI's taxonomy places the organism in Eukaryota, Fungi, Ascomycota, Saccharomycetes, Saccharomycetales, Saccharomycetaceae. The record is from the annotation of a GenBank genome assembly.